AGUGCAAUUCCAAUGUAAGGCAAAACCUGAAACACACAGAAGUGUAGAACCUACAAGUUUGUACUGCCAAAAGAGAGUCUCUGGUUUACGUACAGAGAUUCAAAGGGAAUGGAUCUCUCUAGUGUAGCUGCAACUUACAAGUUACAUCUCCAGUUGAUCAGUGAAUAGCAUUGAGCGCAUCACGUUCAACUAUGCUUCUAUGGACAAGUCAAGAUAUUUUAUUUAUUAAUUUUGAAACUUCGUACUGUAUACAUGUUAGUAUAUGUUAUGUAAUUCUUUUUUUCUUUUUUGAAAAGUGUAAUUUUUUUUUGCCAACGUAUUUAUUAUGUAAUUAUGGAUUGCAAAUAAAAAGAUAAUGAUUUGAUUUUGUUUCUCGUCUAAUUGUAUUGGAUGAGAUAAACAUGAUAAUCAUACAUGAAUUUGUAUCUUAUAAAUAGUGUAGAAAAUAUCACAAUACCGACAUUCUAAAUUGUAGAGUUUAUUUGAAAAUUACUGCAUAUUUUAAAUUAAAAAUAAUAUAUAAUUUUUUUAAAGGAAAAGGUCAAACUUCAUUCCAAAUUAGAAAGCGAGUAAGAAUAAGAUAAAGAUGUAGAGAAUAUUAUUUUGAUUAACAACCCGCUAAUUAAAGGAUCAUAAAUAUGGAAACAAAGAUAAAAGGAAAAUAGGAAAAAGGAAAUUACAACAACAAUAGCACUAUAAAUAUGCAGCAAUAAGGCAAAAGCUUUCUGCUACUCGGAAAAAAACAAAGCCUCUUAUUACUUUGUGCAACUCACUCUGCCUUCAUAAAAAUUCAUUAAGCUUCGUGUUCUCCAAGCAAAUCAUCAACAUCAUGUCUUUAUCUUCAAGAGCCAUUCUAGUCGUUCUGUGCUUUCUGUUCUUGUCGGCUCCACUCUUUACGUCGGCAACAACAACAACAACAGAUCAAACACUUCAGCCUCGAUGUGAAUCUCACAUCUUCAACAACGGAAAACAUUACCGUUCAUGCAAGGAUCUUCCCGUGUUAGACUCGUUCCUACACUUCAGUUAUGCUCGAGAAACCGGAGUUCUCGAUGUUGCUUACCGCCAUGCCAAUCUUGAGGCUUCUAGUUGGAUCGCUUGGGCCAUAAACCCAACCAAAAAAGGCAUGUUAGGCGCUCAAGCUCUCGUGGCUUUUCGUAACACAACAUCUGGCGUCAUGCGUGCUUAUACUUCAAACAUUAAUAGCUACGCUACUAUGCUUCAAGAGUCUCCUCUUAGCUUUCGUGUAACGCAAGUAUCCGCCGAGUAUCUUGAUGGAGAGAUGACGAUAUUCGCAACUAUGGUGCUGCCUCCUAACACAACCGUAGUGAAUCAAUUAUGGCAAGACGGUCCGUUGAAGGAAGGAGAUAGACUUGGGAUGCACGCUAUGAGUGGAGAUCAUCUCAAAUCCAUGUCUACUUUGGAUUUGCUUUCCGGACAAGUGACUGAGACCAAAACGGUUAAUGGAAACAUGUUGUUGGUCAAGCGAAUCCAUGGAUUGGUCAACACAGUGAGUUGGGGGAUUCUCAUGCCUAUUGGAGUUAUGGCUGCACGUUACAUGAAGACCUACGAAACAUUAGAUCCCACAUGGUUCUACGUACACGUCGUUUGUCAGCUCACCGGAUACUUAGCCGGUCUUCUCGGAGGCCUUGGAACAGCGAUCUACAUGGCACGGCAUACCGGGAUGAGAAGUACGGCGCAUACCGUGAUAGGGAUUUUAAUAUUCUGUUUAGGGUUCUUGCAGAUACUUGCGCUCAAAGCAAGACCGGGUAAAGACCACAGAUACAGAACAUAUUGGAACUGGUAUCAUCACACGAUGGGAUACGUGGUGGUUGUGCUGAGCGUGUACAACAUAUACAAAGGGUUUGUUAUAUUGCAACCUGGAAGUGGAUGGAAGAUCGCAUACACUGCUAUCAUCUGUGCUAUUGGAGCGUUUGCAGUUGUGAUGGAGAUCUUGCAGUUCAAGAAGAGAUGGGGUAGCUUGUUUGUGAAGAAAUUGGAAGACAUACAAGAAGCUAAUCAAAGUGCUUCUAAGAAGGAGAUUUUGAAGUUUAUGAACAGAUGGGGUGACAAGACACCGGAAGACCUAGAAGCUAAUCAAAGUGCUUCCACUGAAGUGGUCUAGUUUUAUUCCUUUUCCAUGUUGCUGUCUUAGACAACUCGUGUUUGACCAUUCUUUAUAUUCUUUUACGUGUAUACGAUUCAGUUCUGAUCAAUAAAAGUUGUUUAAAGUUGAAUAUUCAAAUCAGAAUUUUCAGGAAUUUAAAUAGACCAAUAAAUUGUUUCCAAGGAGAAAAUUUUCAAUACUGACCAUAACUGAUUUCGCCAGUAACAUUUAAGUGAGGAACGAUUGUGUUGUGAAUAGAUUUGUAUGACUGAUAGAUCAUGAGGCUGCUGAGUAACGGUAACAAACCUUUAAAACCUAAACCCAUAAAAGAAGCUUUAACUUUUUUUUUUACCAGCUUAAAAGAUGUAAACACACUACAAACACAAUCAAAAUCAUGCUGGUUGGAUAGAGAGAUCGUCAGACAUGAGUUGUAUCGUUGCUUUCUUCACAGAAGACUUCUUGUGUUAUUUAUCCCACAGAAAGUCACUCUAGACUGGAACAUCGAAGCCAUCUGAGUUCGAGUUCUGACCAGAAUUAAAAUUUUGGCACCGUCGGGAAUAUGGGACCGACAUAUGGACCGAUAACGUAAGCCGAUAACACGUGGCUAAUCUAGAUCAACUUCGAUGGAGGCCAAAAUAUUCCUGAAUAAUUCAAGAAAAACUCUGGAGUGUAACUAUUUCUUGCAGAUCAACACGUUGAAAAAACGCAAAAGACGCG
Brassica napus (rape) is the source of this 2821-nucleotide messenger RNA. Its product is annotated as cytochrome b561 and DOMON domain-containing protein At5g48750-like. The transcript has a single exon. The coding region runs from base 830 to 2122 and encodes 430 amino acids. The record is from RefSeq and is a predicted model, not a curated record. NCBI's taxonomy places the organism in Eukaryota, Viridiplantae, Streptophyta, Magnoliopsida, Brassicales, Brassicaceae.